CCGUGUCGGGAAGGGGAGUCGAGGUCUGCUAAAUGAUCCACCGUCAGAGGGACGAUGGUGGAGGGCUGGUAAAGAUGGCGGCGCUCUCCCAGGAUGGGAGAUAUGGAUUGAAUUGUGGCCGAGGGAAUGCAGACAGAGUGACCGUUUUGCAUGUCAAAUUGACCGAGACGGCUGCGAGAGCCAUCGAGAGCCACCAAAACUGUAAGAAUGUACCUUCUUUACGGCCAUUAAUACAAUUCAAGGGACUCCAAGGCUGCAUUAAGAUUCCCAGGACAGAUUCCCCUUCAGACGCCUUCCAUAAUUUUGAGUUUUACUUGUCUAAUGUUGGCAAAGACAACCCUCAGGGAAGCUUUGAAUGCAUUGAACAAUAUGCAACAAGCCUGGGAGCCUCCCACCUGGCUUCCAUGGGGACCGUACAGGACAAGGUCACCGUGUGUGCCACCAAUGACUCGUACCAGGUGACCCGAGAACGCAUGACCCAGGCCGUGGAGGAUACACGUGAACGCGGGACCAAAGUCAUCAAGCCUGGGGGCAAGUACCGAGGAAAGCAAGUUCAAAUGCGCAAGCCCGGGAUGUCGGCGCCUGACGUGGUGCCUGAGCGCAAGCGGUCCACGCCCAUCAACCCAGCCAACACCAUCCGCAAGUGCCUUAGCAACAACCCCGUGUCCCAGCGGCCCUACCGCGACAGGAUCAUCCACCUGCUGGCCCUCAGGUCCUACAAGAAGCUGGAGGUGCUGGCCCGGCUACAGCGCGACGGCGUCAGCCAGAAGGACCGCAGCUCUCUGGGAAGCACCUUGCAACAGGUGGCGAAUCUGAACCCCAAAGACAACUCGUACUCAUUAAAGGACUUCAUGUUCCGUGACAUCCAGAAAGACUGGCCCGGUUACUCUGAAGACGAUAAGGUCCAAGUGGAGCGUAACAUUAUUCGUAAACUGGGUCUACCUGAGCCCCUUCCAUCCAGCUGUUCUCCUAAAGACAACCUCACCUUGUCCCCACAGAAACGACCGCCGGAAGGAGACUUCAUCGACCCACUCGCCCCCAAGAAGCCUCGCAUCUCCCAUCUUAGCAGCCGGGGUCCCGCCACGUCCUCCACCUCCUCGGACCGCCCUCGCGAGGACGAGGGCUCCAAGCGCCUCUCCCUCCCCUCCGGCGUCACCUCCGCCCCGCCCACGCACCUGCCGGCGUCCUCCCACCACCACCACCACCAGCAGCCCAGCCCGGCCUCCCACUCCAACUCCCCCAGCACCCCCGAGGGCUGCGGCACCCAGGACCUGCCCCUGGACCAGAGCUCCUCCUGCAGGGACCCUUCGCCCAGCCCCACCCGUAGCCCCCCGCCCUCCGACCGGACCCCGCUGGACCGCUACCUGCCGCCGGGCCCCGGGCCUGCCGCCUCCCCUCCCCCGGCCCCGGCCCCUCCCCCCCCGCGGACCUCCCUGACGGUGAGCUCCACCGUCAUCAGCAGCAGCCCGGUCCCGUUCAGCAGCACUAGUAAGAAGCCCAAGAAGGCCAAGAAGCACAAAGAGAAGGACCGAGAGAGGGAGAAGGGGAAGCGCAAGGAGAAGUCCAGCUCUGGGCCGACUCCUACUCCUACUCCCACCCCCACGCCUCUUCCUCCUCCUCCUCCCCCUCCUCCUGCCCCCCCCAGGGUGGUAGAGCCGCCGCCUGUAGAGCUGCCUCCUGUAGAACAGCCUCGUGUAGAGGAGGCACAGAGGCCCAGGAAGAAGCCGCGUUUGGACAGGGAGGAGAGGGAGGACGUCACCAAGCUUCCGCAUAAAGACAAGGAUUCCUCUGAAAAAGGGAAGCCGGUCCAUUCCACAGACAUUACUCCCCCCAUCGUGGUGGCUGAGUAUCUGAGCAAGUACACGCCGCUGUUAUCCCUGGACCAGCGGCAGAACUACAAAGACGACUUCAACUCAGAGUAUGAGGAGUACCGGGUCCUGCACGCACGUGUGGAGAGCACCACUCGCCGCUUCACCCAGCUGGACGGCCAGUGCAAGAAGCUGGUGCCCGGCACCAAAGAGCACCAGAAGGUACACGAUGAAGUCCUGAAGGAGUACAAGAAAAUCAAACAACAGAGCCCCAACUACCACGAGGAGAAGCAGCGCUGUGAGUACCUGCACAACAAGUUGGCCCACAUCAAGCGGGUGAUCGCCGACUUUGAUCACCGCCGGGCCCAGGCUUGGAGCUGAGAUGGGUGCUCCACCUGCCGGCUGUCCCCAUACAUUUUCACUAGAUCAGUAUUGAGAGAGAGGAGUGCAUUGAUUGGGGGAAGAGAGGGAGAGAGAGGGGUAUCCAAAACAGCUUAUUUAUUAUACCUCCUCUGUUACUGCCUCUCUUAUCAGCACCCCUCUUGCCCACAUUUCAAACAUCAAACCUAUUGUCAUUCCUUCCCUCUUUUGUCACCCUCUUUGAUUCCACGCAUGUCCUGCAGUUCUCACCUUUAAAAAAAAAAAAAAAAAAAAACGAAAGAAAAAGAGCCCCUCCUUUUCAGUUCUUUUUGUAAUAUAUGAUUUAAGUAAGUCUCUGCUGGAUUUCUGGACCACUGAACCAGUGGAAGGAUCGCCAUGCAUGUGGGACAGGGUUUGGGGAAAUAUGGAACUCUUCUAGUCUUCUGAAGGACUUUAUCUCAAGACAUAAAAAAAGAACAAAAAAAUGUAUUUUUCAGCAGCAGAGUAAAUAUGAACCUGUAUUUAAGUAAAAGUUGAGAGGGAGAUCUAUUUAUUUUGAGACUCGCAGUGAAAGAGCAAGAGUCUACAGAUGAUUUAUUGUUUAAAAAGAGAAAAAGUUAAACUUCUGUCAAAACCAAUGCAAAAAAUGACCAUGGGCCUUAUGUGUUUGACUUUCUGAAGCCAUUUUGCACGCAAACAUCCAUAUGUCAUGUCAGUUCGCAAACGUGGCUCCACUGCCUCGUUUUCCUACCCCGCCCCCUCCCCAUUCCUUAG
Messenger RNA from Gadus chalcogrammus (walleye pollock), 2942 nucleotides. RefSeq names its product elongation factor for RNA polymerase II 2 (gene ell2). The record is from RefSeq and is a predicted model, not a curated record. Gene Ontology annotation, biological process: snRNA transcription by RNA polymerase II; positive regulation of transcription elongation by RNA polymerase II; transcription elongation by RNA polymerase II. NCBI's taxonomy places the organism in Eukaryota, Metazoa, Chordata, Actinopteri, Gadiformes, Gadidae. The transcript is spliced from 12 exons. Gene Ontology annotation, molecular function: cis-regulatory region sequence-specific DNA binding. The coding region runs from base 33 to 2189 and encodes 718 amino acids. Gene Ontology annotation, cellular component: transcription elongation factor complex.